Anolis carolinensis (green anole) is the source of this 1308-nucleotide messenger RNA. It is a transcript of the gene cdk5, whose product is annotated as cyclin dependent kinase 5. Bases 124 to 1089 code for a protein of 321 amino acids. Gene Ontology annotation, molecular function: ATP binding; cyclin-dependent protein serine/threonine kinase activity. Gene Ontology annotation, cellular component: nucleus; cytoplasm. Lineage: Eukaryota; Metazoa; Chordata; Lepidosauria; Squamata; Anolidae. The record is from RefSeq and is a predicted model, not a curated record. Gene Ontology annotation, biological process: protein phosphorylation; axonogenesis; neuron apoptotic process. The transcript has 12 exons.
UCCUCAAAUCCCCCCUCCCGGGGGGCGGGAGUGAGCGCGCCUCUUUCCCCGUCCUCGUGGCGCGGGGCCUGCCGGGAGGUGUAGUCCGGGCAGACGCCCCGCCCUUUCUGCGCCCAGCCGGGCAUGCCGGGAGUUGUAGUUCCCCGCCCGGGCGCAGAAAACACACACACACAGAGAGAGAAGGAGGAGGGGCGUUGCGGGGUGGCCGCGAUGCAGAAAUACGAGAAGCUGGAGAAGAUCGGGGAAGGAACCUACGGGACCGUCUUCAAGGCCAAGAACCGCGAGACGCACGAGAUCGUGGCCCUCAAGAGGGUCCGGCUGGACGACGACGACGAGGGGGUGCCCAGCUCGGCCUUGCGGGAGAUCUGCCUCCUGAAGGAGCUCAAGCACAAGAACAUCGUCAGGUUGCAUGACGUCCUCCACAGCGACAAGAAGCUCACUCUGGUCUUUGAGUUCUGCGACCAGGACCUCAAGAAAUAUUUUGACAGCUGCAAUGGGGACUUGGACCCUGAAAUUGUCAAGUCCUUCAUGUACCAGCUGCUCAAGGGCCUGGCCUUCUGCCACAGCCGCAACGUCCUGCACCGGGACCUCAAGCCCCAGAACCUGCUCAUCAAUCGGAACGGGGAGCUGAAGCUGGCGGACUUUGGCCUGGCCAGGGCCUUCGGCAUCCCCGUCCGGUGCUACUCGGCCGAGGUGGUGACCCUCUGGUACCGCCCGCCGGACGUCCUCUUUGGGGCCAAGCUCUACUCCACCUCCAUCGACAUGUGGUCGGCCGGGUGCAUCUUCGCAGAGCUGGCGAAUGCAGGGCGGCCCCUCUUUCCAGGCAACGACGUGGACGACCAGCUGAAGCGCAUCUUCCGGCUGCUGGGGACCCCGACCGAGGAGCAGUGGCCGGGAAUGACCAAGCUCCCCGAUUACAAGCCGUACCCCAUGUACCCGGCCACAACCUCCCUGGUCAACGUGGUGCCCAAGCUCAACACCACCGGGCGGGACCUCCUCCAGAACCUGCUGAAGUGCAACCCGGUGCACCGGAUCUCGGCGGAGGACGCCCUGCAGCACCCCUAUUUCACGGACUUCUGCCCCCCCUGAGGACACCCCCUCCCCACCCAUGAAGCCCCUUUUGGAUGCAGGGGAGGGACAGAAGGAGGGGGGCUGCUGGUGCGGCCCCCCUUCUCUUGGGACCCGCUGAGCCCCCUUUUCUCUCCUCCAGGAAGCGGUUGGGGUGGGGUUGGGAUUUGGGUUGGGGGGCUGGCCUGCCUCUGAUGUGAAUAUUUGUGACUCCCAUAAAGCACUUCUUCCCUCCCCCUC